GUAAAUGAUUAAUAUUCUUGCUUCUGUCUAAUUUUCCAUUGACACUAAAUCCUUAUCAGAAACCAUACUACCAUUAACAAGUGAAGAGGAAGUCAGUCACCAAGUCUGUUUAAUGGAGGUCUAAUGAUCCACUUCUUAUCACGAGGAUAUUGACGUUGGAGAAAAGCUCCUAACUUCUUAGAUUCAUUUCCUGCCUGAAUGACCCGAGCACUUGUUCCUGUAAAAGAAUAUUCUCAUUUAAAAUCUAAAACUUUAAUCCACAAAAGAAAAUCUAUAAAAUCUAUUUUUUCGAAUCAGGGCUCGCUUAGAAUCUUCAAGAGCAGAUUGCACUGUCCCAUAAAAUAGAAAUGGAAUAUGAUCCUACGACGACAUUCAUCCCUUCCCUAAUCCCAGCCGCUGGUUUUCCAAACGUAAUAAGUCAAAUUUAUGAACACAAACAAUUGCAACCACCAUUCGAAUCGUCAAAGCAUUCACAACACAAAGGACAUUCGCUCGGUAGUGCACGAGCACUUGAAGAUGUAGAAGAGCUCAAUGAUUUUGAGCUACUGCUUGAGAUGGGUAUAGAUGAAGACAAGAGGGAAGUGGAAGCUGAAGGACUCGAAGUAAUAGCCGACGAAAGUGUUUGAGAAUUGGCAGAUGAUGUAGAACGACUAAUUGAAGUAUCUAGAGUCGGGGUUAUUUGUGUGGAAGAUCUUGGUUUACUUGUUCCUGAGAGUUUACUGGUGCUGGUUCUGGAAGAGGUACGUUUCAAUGUUGGGGUUGGGGUAACUUCGACGGAGCAAUCUUGUCGUUCAUCUAGUCCAUCACU
This is a messenger RNA of Sclerotinia trifoliorum, 808 nucleotides long. The record is from the annotation of a GenBank genome assembly. Lineage: Eukaryota; Fungi; Ascomycota; Leotiomycetes; Helotiales; Sclerotiniaceae.